This is a messenger RNA of Euleptes europaea (tarantolino), 2325 nucleotides long. RefSeq names its product inner centromere protein-like. The coding region runs from base 1 to 2280 and encodes 759 amino acids. Gene Ontology annotation, biological process: mitotic cytokinesis; positive regulation of protein serine/threonine kinase activity; metaphase chromosome alignment. The record is from RefSeq and is a predicted model, not a curated record. Gene Ontology annotation, cellular component: nucleus; chromosome passenger complex; midbody. Gene Ontology annotation, molecular function: protein serine/threonine kinase activator activity. Lineage: Eukaryota; Metazoa; Chordata; Lepidosauria; Squamata; Sphaerodactylidae. The transcript has 14 exons.
AUGGCAGAGGCAACAGAACCCAUUCACUUUCUUGAUGUCUGCAGUCAAAAAUUCUCCGAAUUUAUGUUCAACGCUGAACAUAAAUGCUUGAUGUGGUUGCGGGAAAUUGAGGAGGAAGCCAUGAAGAUGUUUGAUAGCAAUCUCAGUGCCGAGCCUGCGUUGAUUCCCAAAACACCAUCACAGAAGAAGCAUCGGAAGAAGAAGCGCUCUUCAUCUUUUAAAGAUGUUGAUAAAGAACUGACUAGAAAAAGACUGUCAAAAAGACGAAGUGGCAUAAAACCAGCAUCCUCUAUUGAGCUUUUCUUGAGCAAAGAGAAUCCGGUGGUAACAGCAUCCUGUAAAAUGAACUUAUUCACAAAAGAAACUUUGGAAGCACAAUGUGACAAGACAGUAAUGCAUCCAUCUGAAGAAGCAACACUUGGUGUCAACUUCAACAAAAAUAUUGAAGUAAGAGGAAAAAUGGAUGCAGAAACAAGCAGCAUCCCUGAAGUCUUCACCAUGUGCCCAGAUGGGCCUUUUGCUGACAGGGUUGGAGCUACUGAAGCUGCAGGCAUAUCAAAUGUCUUUGCAGUCAUGCUGCUGAAUCCCCUUGAUCCAGCAAGGACUGGAAAAGACUGGAAUGCAAGCAGGCUGAGUACAUCUACUCCAACACCAUCUUUAAAUGUGAAGCCUGCAAGAGGAGGAGAGUUGUUAUUGGCCCAACAAGUAGAUAAUAAUCUGGUGCAAGAGGAAACUAUAUCUCAAGACUUAAAAGACAGCAGUGGAACCUCUGGAGGCUCCCGAUCAGGUCACCGCCCUUCAAAUAGACCCCACAAGAGCAAGAGAGUCUCACUUGUGGAGAAAUACUCACUAGCCAGUAAAAGGAAAAGCAUGAUUCGUAAAUCCAUCAGCAAAUCAAUUGCCAAGAAGAAAGCAGCUCGGAACUCUUCAUCCACCUCUAGUCGAGUAAGCUGCCAUAGUUCUUUUGAAUUGCUUAUGGAUGGUGAAACAAGUAAAAAUGGAACUUACUGUACCUUCUCUCCAGAAAGUCUUGCCAUUAAGAUGACUGGCUCCCAGGUCAAUGGGUCUGAAGAUUCAGCCCAGAGCAGCCAAUGCCAUGAACAGAGUAUCAGGAGUCAAAGUUACAAACAAGCACUGGAUGAGCUGCCUACUGCCCAGCCUACAAAAUAUGAAGACCUUUCAACUUCUAGUAAAAAAACCUCAUCUCCUCCUGCAAACAAAACACUGUCCCCUUCUGGUCCAGCCAGGAUCACACGACCUUUCAGAAACUUCUUUCAGACAAUGCAAAAAAGCCAGCUGUUCAAACCCCCUGGGUCUCCAGGGCCCAGCAGCAUUAUGAAAAGUCUUGUCAAACCUACCAUGCCUGCCACUAAACCUGAUACCAGGGAAAAGGAACGACAACGACUGGAGAGUCUGCGGAAAAAACAAGAAGCUGAGCAACAGAGAAAACAGAAAGUGGAGGAAGAAAAAAGACGAAGGUUGGAAGAGAUAAAACUAAAGCGUGAAGAACGAUUAAGAAAGGCACUGCAAGCACGAGAACGGGUGGAGCAGAUGGAAGAGGAAAAAAGGAAACGGAUGGAACAGAAGUUCUCCCAACAUGAGGAGCGGAGUGAGAAGGUGCGAGAAGAGAAAACAGCAGAGGAAAAGACAAAGAGAAAAGUGUCCGUGAAGAAACUAUGGGAUACAGAAACCCGAAAACAGAAAUCAUUGCAGAUGUUUCAGGAAGAGGAGCAAAAGCUUCAAGAACAGCCAGAAAAAUGGAAGACGGUUGGGGAAAUUAAGAAAAUGCUAGAACACAAUAACGCAAAACAAGCAAAUGAAAGGCACCAUGGGCAGCAAGACAAAGAGAAAUGGGUAAAACAGCUGGAACUGGCAGUGGUUACAGAAGAGGAAGAAAAUCAGAAGAAAUCUCCUAUCAGCACUUCCAACCAUGUGAACCCCAAAGACCUGAAAGACUCCAAGUCCCUCAAAAUCAAUCCUAAUGACUAUGGAAUGGAUUUGAAUAGUGACGACUCCACUGAUGAUGAAAGCCAGCCCCGCAAACCGAUCCCUCCUUGGGCCACUGGUCUUCAGCUUAAUGAAGCUGUCACAUAUCAGUACUACAACCCUCCAGACACUGAUACAUUUUUUGGACAAAUCUUGAGCCCUAAGCUAGAAGACAUCUUCUACAAGAGCAAACCAAGAUAUUUCAAGCGCACCAGUUCUGCCGUUUGGCAGUCACCGCCUUUACCGGGAACCAGAACAGCAUUGCGUUCAUCCAGUAGCAUGAAGAAAUACUGAGGCUGGGAAGGACCUCAUAUUACUGUCAGCUGUGUUUUGUCUCCC